Rhineura floridana is the source of this 4330-nucleotide messenger RNA. RefSeq names its product PAS domain containing repressor 1 (gene PASD1). The record is from RefSeq and is a predicted model, not a curated record. Gene Ontology annotation, molecular function: protein dimerization activity; RNA polymerase II cis-regulatory region sequence-specific DNA binding; DNA-binding transcription factor activity, RNA polymerase II-specific. Gene Ontology annotation, biological process: circadian regulation of gene expression; regulation of transcription by RNA polymerase II. The transcript has 24 exons. Lineage: Eukaryota; Metazoa; Chordata; Lepidosauria; Squamata; Rhineuridae. Bases 529 to 3048 code for a protein of 839 amino acids. Gene Ontology annotation, cellular component: nucleus; cytoplasm; CLOCK-BMAL transcription complex.
AGGUGCUGAAGAAAUUGCAGCAAAUGUCAAUACACAAGGAGUUCCAAAGAGUAGGUGCUGCAACACUAAAACAACUUCUUACAAGUGUGGAACAAGUAUUAUGUGGCAUUUAUAACAGGGCCAGUUCCACAGAUCAAAGUGCUCCAGUGGGCACAUACAGGGCGAGAGUCAAAAGAUGAUAUGGUUCCUUCUCCUGGAGACUGGUGCAGAACUGAGGAUUCCUGCUGCUGGUGGGGCAUCUUCUUAGAAGAGAAGCUGGGCUUUCCCCGGACAUUCGCGCACAUGCGCAACAGUGGAAAUACGUGAUUGGCUGAGAAUGAGGGAAGGGAUAUGGGGAACCGCCCAAGAACCGCCCAUCAAACGCCCACAGCUGUAAAGUCCGCGGUAUUGCAUCUGAGCGCCUGAAGGAUUCAUUUCUUCCUCAUCUUCAUUUUCAUGGUGUUAAUAAGACGUAAUUACCAUACCCUGCCAUCCAGGACUGAUGAAUCUAUGGGAUAGAACAGAACUCUGUAUUCUGUAAACGAGCUGAUGGAUGAAGAUGAGAAGGACAGGGCAAAGAGGGCAUCGCGCAACAAGUCAGAGAAGAAAAGAAGAGACCAGUUCAAUGUCCUCAUUAAGGAACUAUGCACCAUGCUGCAAGGCCAUGGACAUCCACUCAAGAUGGAUAAAUCUACAAUACUGCAGAGGACCAUUGACUUCUUACAGAAACAGAAAGAAAUCACAGCACAGACAGAGUCCUGUGAGGUUAGACAAGACUGGAAGCCUUCAUUUCUUAGCAAUGAGGAGUUCACUCAGUUGAUGUUAGAGGCAUUAGAUGGCUUUGUCAUUGCACUUACCACUGAUGGGAUUAUUAUUUAUGUAUCUGAUAGUGUCUCAUCUCUUCUUGGACAUUUACCGUCAGAUUUGGUGGAACAAAAUAUAUUAAACUUUCUGCCUGAGUGUGAACAGAGUGAUGUGUACAAGCUACUUUCUCCACACAUGCUCAUGACGAACCCCGUGGCAACAGAUUUUCUGAACACUGAAAAACAAAUAGAAUUUUGCUGUCAUUUAGCCCGAGGAAACUUAGAUCCAAAUGAACCCAUUACAUAUGAAUAUGUGAAAUUUGUAGUGGAUUUUAAAUAUUUUACUCAUGUGCCUACAUCCUCAUAUAAUGGCUUUGAGUCUGCCAUUGCACGAGUGUUCCGGUCAGCCAACGAAGAGCAGAUCUGCCUAGUAGCAACAGUUCGUCUCGUUACCCCCCAAUUCUUGAAGGAACUUUGCAAUGUGGAAGAACCAUGUGAAGAAUUCACAUCAAGGCACAGCCUGGAAUGGAAAUUUUUGUUUUUAGACUACAGAGCCCCACCUAUUAUAGGUUAUUUACCCUUUGAGGUGCUUGGGACGUCAGGUUAUGACUAUUAUCAUGCCGAUGACCUGGAACUUCUUGCUCGAUGCCAUGAACACUUAAUGCAGUUUGGAAAAGGCAAGUCUUGCUACUACAGAUUCUUGACCAAAGGCCAGCAGUGGAUAUGGUUGCAAACACACUACUACAUCACCUAUCAUCAGUGGAGCUCCAAACCUGAGUUUAUUGUGUGCACUCACACGGUCGUUAGUUAUGCUGAGGUCCGAGCUGAAAGAAGAAGAGAUCUUGGCCUUGAAGAGUCGUCCAUUGAAUUAGCAUCUUCAUCCUUGAAGAGUCAUGGUAGCUACAUGGAUAUCCGACACUGUGUAACCAAUCAAGAAGCCAGUCGGGAAGGAGUGUCUGUCUCAUCUCACAGUUCCCGUCGAUCCUCGCACACGGCACUCUCCGACUCUGCAUCCACGUCAUCUAUACGGCACACUGAUGCCAGCACCUCUACCAGACAGUCGUUGCCUCUAGGCCAGUCGGACAAAGCACCUCUAAGUCGUGCCUCAAGCAGCAGCACACAGGGUAUAAUAACUCCUCAAACGCCCACUGAACAUCUCACACAGCAUCAUAUGGCACAGACCACCGUUCCAGCCCAGCAAACAGUGAUGCCAGUGUAUCACUUCCCAGCCCAAAUAGGGAUGAUGCAUCAGCUAAAGGAGCAGCUGGAAGAAAGGACACGCAUAUUGCAGGCCGACAUCAAGACACAACAAGAAGAACUACACGUGAUCAAAGAGCAGCUACAGCUAGUGCAAGACUCCAGUUUGCAGAUGUUGAUGCAACAGCCUAUGCCCACGGUCUUCAACAAUGUGCAACACCAGAACCCAAGGUGCCCUUCCCAGCAACAAGCAACAACAGUAGGGACCAGACCAGCUACGUCAAAGAAAUCCCAGCAGCAAGGCCUUAUGGGAUCAAAGCAGUUCUGUAGCACGCACUUGGCAUCACCUCAGCAAUUCCUCAAGGACCCUUGUGUCACAUCAUCCCCGGUGCAGCAGCAGCAGCAGCAGCAAAAGCAUGCCGUAAGAGGAAACCAGGUCCAGCAGGCAUGCUUGCCAAUGCAGAUGAGCAUUGCAAUGCCGCUCUACAACAACCCAAUGGUGUUCUCUCAAGCGCACCCUAUUACUCCCUCUACUUCAAUGCCAACCGAAAUUGGUGAAAGGCAACAGCAGUCUGAUUACAACCAAGAUCAGAGUUUAAGGAUGUUGUUAGAUCAAUCUGUGCAGCCCUUGAUAUCCAGUGGGAAUGGGAGCGAUCAGUCUUCACAGAGUAAUACCGGCAGACAGCAGACAAAGUUUGCUCAAGAACAGCAAGGGCUGCCUGCUGCGAUACAGAUGCAGCCAAUCACAUGCACUACCAUCUGCGCUCCCACUCCAUCUCCUGUAUUUACCCCUUCUGUGAUGAUUCCGCAUGCCAGCAUCGCUGCGCAGCAGAGCCAUCCUCCUGGCACCCUCCAUCAGUGGCAGCCGCAUCAAGUUCAACAGCAUCACCUCUAUCUUCAGAUGCAAGGUACAGCUGAACCAGGCCAGAACCAGCACCUAUUCCAGCAAUCUCAUGUACCACAACAGAACACCACCAUGGGCUUUUUCCACCAUCCGCAGACACAGAGCCACCACCUGCAAGGCCAGCCUUGCGGUUUACAAGACCUGCCUGAAAUGCAGCUGCCUUGAGCUGGAGAUGGCAAUCUUGGGAGUAGCGGCUAUGCUGAGUGGACAGAGGGCAAGCAUAGACAGGAGGUCCACCUGGAGGGUGAGGCUUGUACAAAGGAGAGAAAUGCGUCAGAGACAGGGAAGGCCCCAGCAGGAGCAGAGACCAGUGGUCGGAGUGUCUUGCACUUGGACAAAAUCGCACACCCCACCCAGCAGCACAACUCCAGCAAAAUGGGAACAAAAAUCAAGUCUGGCAUUCAUUAACAGCUUGACCUGUAUGUAGUGAGAACAUCUCAUCUACAUCCUGUGGCUAGAGAUGGAGGUAUUUAUAAAAGCAAAUGGAUCCUGAGGAAAGGUUGCUUAGGGAUGCUUCUGUCUGCCAGGACAGAUUCAUUGGCAGAUGUGAUUCCAUGCUCACCUGCAAUAAACAAUUAAACUUGAUUUGCCCAACUGGGGAAAAAUAAUUAUUUUCAGGAGAGCAUAUAGUCCUUAAUGUGGCCACUUUUGCGUUCGAUAAAGCCAUAUAUAUGAAUAUUAUAUAUAUUUAUAGAUAUGGUAAGACAGAUUUCUAGCUUGCAGGUGGUAUUUUCUUUUUAUUAGCCAAGUUUACACGCUGAUGAGUUUGUGCAACAGAAAGCCACACAUCUGCGCAGGAGAAGUCUCCUUUUUCCUUUUUAAAAAAUGUUGCUGAAAUUCACUGUGAAGCACUGUGAACACAGAUUGAACUAUAACCAUCAGCGGGCUACCAUUUAUUUUAUUUUUUCUGUUGUGGAUGUAUUUGUGUAUAUAUAGUUUCAUUUUUGUAAUAGUAGGUCAUGUGUGAAUUACUGGACAUAUUUCCCCACCCUAUCCCAUUACCUGUUUCCUAUAUGUGAAUCCCAUCAUUUCUGUCUGGAUAAUUGGGUAAUGCUGCUACUGUGUAUAACACCACUCUUGCCUGAAUUUCUUCUUUUUGAACCAGCUCCUUUCACUGUUAGAAUUAUGAUGCUUACAAGAAUUUCUCCUAUUUUUGUUGCAAAGUGCAGCCAUAUAAACCUAUCUAUUUCUAUUGCCCAUUUAGCCAAAUAUAUUUUUCAUAAGGUACAAGAAAGAGAUCCUUCCUUUUCUUUCUAUCUUUUCUUUCUCUCUCCCUCCCCAAUGAACCUUUCUGUGGGGAGAUAUCUUGACACCCAAAGACAAAAGCAAACUUUGUGGUUUUGCUACAUAGUGGAUAGAAUUUGGCAAAGUGGAGAUUUCUACCUGAACAAGGAGAUCUGCGAUGUUACAAGUCAGUAGCAUUAGCAAUAAAUUGUAUUUUUUUAAA